AUGGUGCUGACAUGCCGGGUGUGCCUGGAAGACAACCCCAUCAAGCCCCUGCCCUGCUGCAAGAAGGUGGUGUGCGAGAAGUGCCUGAAAAUCUACCCGAGUGCCCAGGUACAGGUUGGCCAAGUAGAAAUCAAAUGUCUUAUCACAGAGUGUUUUGAGUUCCUAGAAGAAACAACUGUUUUCUACAAUUUAACCCAUGGAGACUCCAUCCAGUAUAAGUAUUUCUUGGAACUUGGCUGGAUUGACUCCAGCACCAAGCCGUGUCCUCGGUGCAAGCACUUUACAACCUUUAAGAAAAAAGGACAUAUUCCCACCCCCUCCAGAUCAGAAAGCAAAUACAAAAUCCAGUGCCCCACUUGCCAGUUCAUCUGGUGUUUUAAGUGCCACUGUCCUUGGCAUGAAGGUGUUAACUGUAAGGAGUACAAAAAAGGAGACAAAUUAUUACGUCACUGGGCAAGCAAAAUUGAGCAUGGGCAGGGGAAUGCCCACAAGUAUCCAAAGUGCAAGAUCCAUAUCCAAAGAACAGAAGGAUGUGACCACAUGAUGUGUUCACAGUGUAACACUAAUUUUUGUUACCGAUGUGGAGAGAGAUAUCGCCAGCUCUGUUUUUUCAGAGACCACACAUCAAACCUCAGUAUAUUUGGAUGCAAAUAUCACUACCUUCCAGAGAGACCUCAUUUGCAAAGAUUAGUGGAAGGGUCAAUCUGUGCUGGAAAAUUAUUCAUUGCACCUCUAAUCCUGGUUUUGGGAUCAGCACUAGGGGCCACAGCAGUUGUGAUCGGUUUAUUUGUAUUUUCUAUAUAUUGCCUUUGUAAAAAACAGAGAAAACUAUCAUAG
Nannospalax galili (Upper Galilee mountains blind mole rat) is the source of this 837-nucleotide messenger RNA. RefSeq names its product probable E3 ubiquitin-protein ligase RNF217. Gene Ontology annotation, biological process: protein polyubiquitination; positive regulation of proteasomal ubiquitin-dependent protein catabolic process; ubiquitin-dependent protein catabolic process. Gene Ontology annotation, cellular component: cytoplasm; ubiquitin ligase complex. Lineage: Eukaryota; Metazoa; Chordata; Mammalia; Rodentia; Spalacidae. The coding region runs from base 1 to 837 and encodes 278 amino acids. The transcript has a single exon. Gene Ontology annotation, molecular function: ubiquitin conjugating enzyme binding; ubiquitin protein ligase activity; zinc ion binding. The record is from RefSeq and is a predicted model, not a curated record.